UCUUCCUGUUAUGUCUGGCUGCUGGGGGAGCAUGACACAGCCCCCUCCCUCCUCCUUCCCCGGUGAGCGUGCAGACAGUCUGGAUCCAGACGGAGACGCACGCGGACGCACCGACUGACGGACCUCCGGCCUCACGGACCCGGGCAGCGGAUCACAGCCGAGCGGAGAGCGCCGAGCCUCGGUGACCAUGUCGGUGCUCGGCCCCGCCCCCAGCAGCGCGGACGCCUGCCUCAGCAUCGUCCACAGCCUGAUGUGCCACCGGCAGGGGGGCGAGAACGAGGGCUUCGCCAAGCGUGCUAUUGAGAGUUUGGUGAAGAAGCUGAAGGAGAAGAAGGACGAACUGGACUCGCUCAUCACCGCCGUCACCACCAACGGCGUCCAUCCCAGCAAGUGCGUCACCAUCCAGAGGACGCUGGACGGCCGGCUGCAGGUAGCGGGUAGGAAAGGUUUCCCUCAUGUGAUCUACGCCCGCCUGUGGCGUUGGCCCGAUCUCCACAAGAACGAGCUGAAGCACGUCAAGUUCUGUCAGUUUGCCUUUGACCUGAAGUACGACAGCGUGUGUGUGAACCCCUACCACUACGAGCGGGUGGCAUCCCCCACUGUUGCAGGUCCUCAGUCUCUGAUAAAGGAGGAGUUCAUGCAGGAGUGUCUGCAGAUCGACCUGCCGCCCCACGCCGACCCCUACAGCCACCCUCGGGCUGUCAGCAUGUAUCCCAGCAUGCCUCUGUCUCCUCCAGGCAGCAGCUCCAUGACGCCUGCCGCUCUGACCGCCGGGCGGGUCGGCGGUGGUCCAGAUGGUCCCGGCCUCCUUCAGAUCGCCCCGCCUCAGAACCAUGGGGGGCGGGCUUCACCACCUCAUCCAAAUCCCCCUCACACUCCCCAGCCCCAUACCCCAGCCUCCCCACACCAGCAGAGCCCCGAGUACAGCAGCCCCCACAAGCCUGCCUCCUGGACAGGUAACAGCCCCGCCCCCUACAGCUCUGCGGGACCUCAGCACAGUGGGCGGGGACACCAGCCACAGCCACCAUUACAUCACCAUCACCACGCGCCCAACACUCACUUCUGGUCACAACAUCACAGCAGCGCUCCGUAUCCACAGCCAGUGUCCAACCACCCAGGUCCAGAGUUCUGGUGCUCCAUCUCCUACUUCGAGCUGGACAUUCAGGUCGGCGAGAUGUUUAAGGUCCUGUCCAGCUGUCCCCUGGUGACGGUGGACGGUUACGUGGAUCCUUCGGGGGGAGAUCGUUUCUGUUUGGGACAGCUGAGCAACGUCCACCGUACAGCCGCCAGCCACCGCGCCAGGCUUCACAUCGGCCGGGGGGUUCAGCUGGAGUGUCGGGGGGAGGGGGACGUGUGGAUGCGUUGCCUUAGCGACCACUCAGUGUUCGUCCAGAGUUUCUACCUGGACCGGGAGGCGGGCCGAGCGCCGGGCGACGGCGUUCAUAAGAUCUACCCCGGAGCGUACAUCAAGGUGUUUGACCUGCGGCAAUGCCACAGGCAGAUGCAGCAGCAGGCGGCGGCGGCUCAGGCAGCUGUGGAGACUCAGGCGGCCGCGGUUGUGGGUGCGAUUCCCGGCCCAAACAGCGUGGGAGGGAUUGCCCCCGCUGUCAGUGUGUGCUCAGCAGCGGGUCUGGGCGUGGAUGAUCUGCGCAGGUUGUGUAUCGUGCGACUGAGCUUCGUUAAAGGCUGGGGGUGCGACUACCCGCGGCAGAGCAUCAAAGACACCCCCUGCUGGCUGGAGGUCCACCUGCACCGAGCGCUGCAGCUGCUCGACCAGGUGCUGCACACGCUGCCCCCGCGAGAGCACACCCACUAAAACCCCCAGGAUUCAGAAGCUCCGCCCACAAACACACUGCAGCAGGUCAUUGGUCGGUUCAGACGGGUUUCAGACGAUCAGACAAUCACGGCGUCUCAUCCCUGCUGUCAUUCAAGUUAGUUUCUAUGGAAACCAGCGUGGCACAGUAAAGGGUCAGUUCACACAAAUCAUCAUCAGGUAUCUGCUCCAUCACCCCUACUGACUUGUUAAACUAUGGGUUUUAAGCCCCGCCCCCUCCAUGAGUGGACUCACCCUUUAACCCCAAAGUCAGAAAUCAGCUGAUUACCAAAAACAAAACCAUCUUCAUCAUCGUCAUCUUCCUCCUCCUGUCAUUUUUUUCUUUUUUUGUUCUUUUUAACUCAACCGAGUUUUUUAUUUAUCCGAUUAUCGACCAAAGAGCCAUUCCUUUUCCUCCGUUGACAUCAUGUCCUGUUUACGCUCUGGUUCAGCUCCCUCUGACGCUCACAUUAUUUAUUCUGUCAUGUGCUUCAUUUUAAAGGCUUUUAUACUGAAAGGGUGAAAAGUCUCUGAUGGAAAGAAAAUAAAUCAGAGCUUCAUCUUCGUUUCUGAACAUUGCAUUCAUGAUUUCACUCUUUGUUUGAAUCCUUCAGAAACUUUAUUAUAAAUAAACUCUGGUCAUGA
Archocentrus centrarchus (flier cichlid) is the source of this 2458-nucleotide messenger RNA. RefSeq names its product mothers against decapentaplegic homolog 4-like. Gene Ontology annotation, biological process: regulation of transcription by RNA polymerase II; anatomical structure morphogenesis; BMP signaling pathway. Gene Ontology annotation, molecular function: I-SMAD binding; RNA polymerase II cis-regulatory region sequence-specific DNA binding; DNA-binding transcription factor activity, RNA polymerase II-specific. The transcript has 11 exons. The record is from RefSeq and is a predicted model, not a curated record. Lineage: Eukaryota; Metazoa; Chordata; Actinopteri; Cichliformes; Cichlidae. The coding region runs from base 188 to 1816 and encodes 542 amino acids. Gene Ontology annotation, cellular component: heteromeric SMAD protein complex.